Messenger RNA from Prosopis cineraria, 1838 nucleotides. RefSeq lists its product as uncharacterized. The record is from RefSeq and is a predicted model, not a curated record. Lineage: Eukaryota; Viridiplantae; Streptophyta; Magnoliopsida; Fabales; Fabaceae. The transcript has 11 exons. Bases 93 to 1310 code for a protein of 405 amino acids.
CUUUCCCCGUGCUUGAAAUACGAUACGGAGCGAUCAAAAGGCAAUCCACUUCGUCUCUGUUGCUCACGUUUACACUCACCCGCCGAUAAACGAUGCCAUAUUGUUACGCCGGAACGCGGCUAGCCACCGCUGACAAUGGGAUCAAUUUAUACUACAGAACAUACGGUCACGGACCCACCAAAGUCCUCCUUAUCAUAGGAUUGGCCGGGACACAUGAAUCCUGGAGACCGCAAAUCGAGGGACUGACGGGAACCUUCACGUCAAACAACGAUGAAACCGACUCUAUCGGUUGGAGUUCGCCGGAAGAACGAUGCGGAUGCAGUUAUCAGAGUAGCUAUCAUGGUAUCCAGGUCUGUGCAUUUGAUAACCGCGGUAUGGGUCGUAGUUCCGUACCUGCCAAAAAGUCCGACUAUACAAGCAAGAUAAUGGCGAAGGAUGCAAUAGCUUUAUUAGAUCAUUUAGGGUGGAGAAAAGCUCAUAUUUUUGGGCAUUCGAUGGGAGCUAUGAUAGCAUGUAAACUAGCAGCAUUGGUGCCUGAUAGAGUUCUCUCGUUGGCUUUGCUGAAUGUGACGGGCGGGGGUAUGGAAUGCUUUCCAAAGUUUGACCGACAAACACUCUCCAUAGCUUACCGUUUCUUGAAAGCCAAGACUCCUGAGGAAAGGGCUGACGUUGACUUGGAAACCCACUACACAAAGGAAUAUCUUGAGGAAAAUGUUGGAACCAGUAAGAGGAGAACAGUCUUAUUUCAGCAAUAUGUGAAAGGUAUAUCUGCAACAGGGAUGCAAUCUAAUUUUGGUUUUGAGGGCCAAGUCUAUGCAUGUUGGACACAUAAAAUUACUCAAACAGAGGUUGAGUUGAUCAAAUCUGCUGGUUUUCCUAUUGCAGUCAUUCAUGGCAGGCAUGAUAUAAUAGCCCAGAUAUAUUACGCUAGAAGACUUGCAGAGAGGCUGCAACCAAUGGCUAGAAUGGUAGAUCUUCACGGAGCUCAUUUGGUGAGCCAUGAGAGGAGUGAAGAGGUCAAUCAGGCUCUCCUAGACUUGAUCGAGGCAUCAGAAUUGAAGAUGAACCCACAUGAUUGGUGUAAUUUGCCAAAGAAAAACUCCUGGGCAGAGAAGAAGGUGUUAGCUUUUAAAACCGACAUUCAAGUUGGAAGCAAUGUCUCAUUUAUCAGUCGCUUACCGGAAAAACUGUAUCUCUGCCUAUUUUACCUCUUUGAUCUCCUUGUCUUGCCAAUUGAAAGUGGAAGAAAGCUUCUGGGAAGCUUAAAACCAGUUCGAGUUAGAAGUUCCCCCUCCGAUGUUUACCAAUGAUCCUAUGUUUCAGUGGGCAGAAUGGGGAAGCUUUUUAGUUUUUACAAAAAGGUAGGUGAUGGAUGAGUAUGACAGAUAAAUUUAGAUGUGGUCAAAAAGAUGUGGCUGGGCCUGCAGAGUCAUUUAUUCAAUGGAGAAAUCCAAGUUUCUGGCUUAAUUUUAUUCAGGUCCUCGGACUCGGAGUUGCUCCACUCUUGCACAAGAGGAUGAUUCCCCAGCCAUUGAUUGCGCGCAGACCUACAUAAUCCUACAUAUAUAUAUAUAUAUAUAUAUAUAUUCACUUUCGUUUUUGUCCUCUUCAUCAGUCAUAUCUAAGAACAGAUUGCAGCACAGCUCUUGGAAUAAUAUGAUGCCGUAUAUCAGAAAUUCAGAAUGCAUUUAGUUUUGUAAUGUUAAAUUAGGCCAUACAUUUGAAAAAUAUCAGGAUGGGCAAUUCUUGCGAGUAGGGGCAUUGUAUGAGCAUGAAUGAAUAACACAUCCAAUGACACGUCCAGCAAAAGAUAAAGCCAUCACUUCAAAUCCAUCUUA